This is a messenger RNA of Limulus polyphemus (Atlantic horseshoe crab), 3888 nucleotides long. RefSeq lists its product as uncharacterized. The transcript is spliced from 12 exons. Gene Ontology annotation, molecular function: protein binding. Bases 102 to 2933 code for a protein of 943 amino acids. The record is from RefSeq and is a predicted model, not a curated record. NCBI's taxonomy places the organism in Eukaryota, Metazoa, Arthropoda, Merostomata, Xiphosura, Limulidae.
CCAAGUCUAAAGAAACAUAUUUACCAAUCCGUCAACCUAUAUUUGACUGUCCACCAGAAGUUAGCGCCACUGUCUUGAGGAAACUUUACUGACCAAUAGUGAUGUCCAUCAAAAAGAUUUUUACUGAUCUGGGAAAAGGAGUGAGAUUUCCAGCCCAUAGCGAUAGGACAGAGUCUAUAAAACCUACGGCAAUAUUUUAUUUUGAGGGUUGCGACCCACAUCUAUGUGAACAUCCUCCUGAAGCUACAGACUUAUAUCACUAUAACCAAGAAAGGUUCCCAAACACAUCCAUCCAUUGUCUCCAGUCGAGCAGAGAGUGUUUAGAAUCAAGUUCUGAUACUCCACAGUCAGUGUUAGAUUCUGAGCCCUAUCCAACAAUAUACAACACAACCUCCUUUGAUAUCUGUUUGUCCGAAGAGGAUAGAAGCUACGUUUUGGACUACAGCCAAGAAGAACUUACAAAGGUUAUUUUAUCGCGAGAAGAUAGACGUGGUUAUCUUGGAAACGAGGACAUCGGGCUUCAUAAUAAGAAUUCAUUGUUAGAUCUCAACAGUAAAAUCUUAAUUUCGUCACUAAACUGCUCAUCAAAGAAUGAUUUGGCAUCAGUAGGUCUAAUAACAGUCAUGGCUGAUACAAAUAGUACUUCAUCGUCAGCCACAACGACGCUAUUUCCUGAAUUACCAGUAGGUGACGAACAGUCAAAUACCAGAUACAAACAUUGUUACACCACAGACUUCAGUAAAAGUUGUAAGGACAGACACCAUUGUACUAAAGCAUCCUGUAGUCCUAACGGAGGAUCUGGUUGUAACAAGUCUUCAUUAUUAACUGACGAAUGGUUGCACAGUGAGUAUGGUUCUAUUGAAACCGAUGACGUAACGAAAAGAGAAAAUACAGCGGACUAUGCUACGUCACUUGGGCUAGAACGUCGAAACAAGAGUAAUAUGUUUGAAAAAAUUCGUAAUUUAACAAAUCGAGUUUCUUCUAGCACUGGCGAAGAUGACCGUUCACAAUCUUCAGAUUGUAAAGAAACAGAAGAAUUGGAUAAGGUUGCAGAAUCAGAAUUUUCUCACGACCACAACGGACGUUCUACAGCGUCCUCUCUAUUCGGACGCGUUCGUCAUCUCCAUAAAGAUGUGAAAAAGAGGAUAUCCCGACUUAAGUCUUCCCGUAGCAUAGUCGAUACCGAGCAACUCCAAGACGACCAGCAGGAUGAAUCUGAAAAUCCUUCGGAAACUAUUCCUAGUAUGAGCAGUUCCAGUCUACAAGUAGAGUCGCCCUCUAGCGGUAACCUUAAUUUCACAUCUGCGGGAGAAGAUGAGGAAACUCCAUAUUCGGGGCCUAUUUUGAGUCAAGCACGUGCUUUGGUUGACUAUACCCCGAGUCCAUAUGACAGAGAUGCCCUUGCAUUUAAGAAAGGAGACAUUAUCGAAAUCAUUGCCAAAUAUAACACAGGGAUUUGGGUUGGUACUAUACAGGGGCGGAUUGGCAGUUUCAAGUUUAUCAAUGUUCAAGAAAUAGAAGGAGAGAAAAAAAGUCGCCAGCGGCACUCGAAAAGAAGUCCACAGUUAGCUUCUCUUGCUGCUAUAAAGCCACAAAGCUUAGAAGAUGUUUUAAAUAUGAUUGGACUACAGCAAUACACACAUGUUUUGGUACUGAACGGUUACGACCAGCUGGAGUGUUUCAAGGACAUAGAGCUGGAAGACUUGGAAGGACUGGGUAUCCUCGAACCAGAGCAUCAGCAAGAACUACUGCGUGCAGCAGACGUGCUCCUAGAAUACAUAGAGACAGUUCCCGCAUCUCACCAUGAUAUGGCCACACAUCCUGAAAGAAAAGUGGUCAUUGAAGAGAGGGUGGAAGUCGAGAAAUCCGAACAUGAUUCUGGAUAUUAUACCAGUAAUGGACACUUGGUCAAUGAAGAAAAUGCAAAGGACAAUAGCGUUGUAUAUUGUGUGGAAUACCAUAGUACCUCUAAUAACGAUUCCAGUGUUAAGGGCGACUUAGAUGUUAAUUAUUGGUCAAACCAAAACAAUCUUUCGAAAUCAUCAGUGAGUUCAAACAACACUAGGACAGAGCCAUUAUGUAACUUCGAUGUUCCAAUUAGCUGCUCUCACGAUGCUGGCUUGGUCAAUACUAAGCCUUAUCGCGAUGAUAAACGAUUAGCAUUGAAGAAUGAUAAGACUGUGGUAUUGAGAAGCGACGAUAGUUGUCGUUCAAAAACUCCAGGGAUUAAAAACGUAGAGAGUAGAACAGAAGCGAAAGAAGAUGGUUCUUCUGAGAGCAUUGUAAGGUCAUCUUCUAAGUUAGCAGACUGCGAAUAUAAUCCAGAGAGGUACAUUCUUGUUGGCCAAGAAAAUUACACACAACUUUCGAACUAUUGUCCUUGUUCCACGAGUUCGGAAUCGCGUGCUAAAAAAACGUUGUGCACGUCUACAAGAACAGUGGAAAAAACAAAAUCAUUAACUUCUCAUGACGUAUCCUCUGAAGUCUAUUGCGGCUCAGGAUCAACCAAGGAGGAAAGAAGUACCAUCUUUCACAGAAAAAAGCCCCAAAAUCCCGAAGACCCUCCCGAUGCUCCUAAAAGGGGUAUUAAAAAACAUGGAAGAAACCAUGGGUUCCAAAAUUGUAACCCUCAUAUUUCACAGGACUUAAAUGAGUUACCUCUUGUGAAGAGCAAACUAGGAAAAGAAUCUGACCAUCAUCAGUCCAGAAAUUGCUGCGAUAAACCUCAGAAUUUAGCACCGAGAAAUAUCAAGGGACUGGAAAAGGAUAUCGAUGACGUAGCGGAAGCUCUUGACAAAUCUCAGAUAAGCACACUUCAGCAGCAAGAAAAACAGAGGGUGAGUAAACCUAAAGCCAUAAAAUCGUCUGGUGUUUGGAAAAAAAAUAAGUUUCGACUAAAGUUCGAAGCCCUUCUUACAGUAGAAAAGCAGUGACGAAUAAACUACUUCCUAUCAUGGAAGAAAGACCUACCAAAUACUUCUGAGCUGACAUCUGUAGAGAAUCUGAGGUGUUACCGAGAAUAAUUAUCGCUGUGUGAGCUGUCACCGAGAGUAAUUACAGCUAUGUUCAUUAUUGAUUGUUUUUCCUCAGCCUACACAAUGAUUUGAGAACAAGAAAGUCGUCUACGCUGCAUACAUAUCAUAGGAUCAACCAACGAAUGCAAAGCACGUUUAAUGAACAGGCUCCAGCAAGCUAAAACCAGUUGUUUUGUUAUGAAAGACUGAUCUCUAUUAGUUGUUCAAAAGAUUCCAGGCUUUUUUCGCAUAUCGAGCGUACACUACAUGCUCAUCUAACAAAAUUUCAAAGCCGCUAAAUUUGAUAAGAACGGACCUUGCUUUAUGGAAUUUAAAUGUGAUAGACUAUUAGAAAAGGUGUCGCUAUACUAUUUCAUUGUAUAUUCUAUUGAUCAGUACAUUGGACUCCUAAUCUCUUCUUUAGUACUUUUUCACGUCACGUGAACAGUCAGGGGCUAUUAUGUAUAUUGCAUAAGCCAUGUUAGGCUUAACUCCGAAUUAUGUCAUUUUUAGGUCACCUCCAGGAACGAAGUGUUAUCUAUCUACAAAGCAACUGCUAUUUCUUAUCUUUAGGCUGCUUGUAUACGUAACUUAUAAGGUAUACUAAACAUUUUCAGAAUAUAAAAUAUAUUUUUUGAAUAAAAUUAUUUUGUAUUCAGUAAACAUUAGAUUUAUUUAAAAUCGUCUAACACGUACAAUCAAUCUUAACUGAGCCAUCUCUAAUAAGUUAAAACUAAAUAUUAAUUAUUAGCCAAAUUGUGGUUGUGACUAACAAAUACUAAAUAUUAAAAUUAUGUUCAUUUUAUGUAGAAAAGGGAAUGUUGUUGUAAUUUUGAACAGAAAUUAAAUGGAUACGAAUUUUUCUGCACAAUGA